Hyaena hyaena (striped hyena) is the source of this 960-nucleotide messenger RNA. Its product is annotated as vesicle-associated protein-like. Lineage: Eukaryota; Metazoa; Chordata; Mammalia; Carnivora; Hyaenidae. The transcript has 2 exons. The coding region runs from base 1 to 960 and encodes 319 amino acids. The record is from RefSeq and is a predicted model, not a curated record.
AUGGACUCCCGGCCCGGGGGGGGGCCCGUUGCUGGGCCGGCCCCCCGGAUGCAUCCAGGGACCCUCCCCAGACAGUCGGGGAAGCUGCGACCCCAAGGGGUCAGCGAGGCCCGCCUCACCCCUCCCCAGGCCAAACCCGGCCCAGAUGUGGACGUGGACGUGGACACGGAUGUGGACGUGGACCUGGAUGUGGGUGUGGAUGUGAGCAUGGACGUGGAUGUGGAUGUGGAUGUGGAUAUAGAUCUGGAUGUGGAUGUGGCCAUGGAUGUGGAUGUGGGUACAGGUCGGGAUGUGGACGUGAACGUGGAUCUGGGUGUGGAUGUGGACGUGGGUGUGGACGUGGAUGUGGACGUGGAUGUGGAUGUGGAUGUGGAUAUAGAUCUGGAUGUGGAUGUGGCCAUGGAUGUGGAUGUGGGUACAGGUCGGGAUGUGGACGUGAACGUGGAUCUGGGUGUGGAUGUGGACGUGGGUGUGGACGUGGGUGUGGGUGUGGAUGUUGAUGUGGAUGUGGAUAAAGAUCUGGAUGUGGAUGUGGACAUGGGUGUGGAUGUGGAUACAGGUCUGGAUGUGGACGUGGGUGUGGAUGUGGAUGUCGACGUGGAAGUGGAUGUGGAUAAAGAUCUGGAUGUGGAUGUGGACAUGGACGUGGAUGUGGACAUGGACGUGGAUGUGGACGUGGGUGUGGAUGUGGAUACAGGUCUGGAUGUGGACGUGGGUGUGGAUGUGGAUGUCGACGUGGAAGUGGAUGUGGAUAAAGAUCUGGAUGUGGAUGUGGACAUGGAUGUGGAUGUGGACAUGGACGUGGAUGUGGACGUGGGUGUGGAUGUGGAUACAGGUCUGGAUGUGGACGUGGGUGUGGAUGUGGACAUGGACAUAGAUGUGGAUACACUCUCCCUCCUCCCACGCCUUGAGCAUGGGACUGAGCCUGGACAUCUCAGGGCAGGGGACCUGCUCACGUGA